This is a messenger RNA of Scutellospora calospora, 208 nucleotides long. NCBI's taxonomy places the organism in Eukaryota, Fungi, Glomeromycota, Glomeromycetes, Diversisporales, Gigasporaceae. The record is from the annotation of a GenBank genome assembly.
AAGGUCGACUGAUAGUAGUUCAACUACCGCUCUUAUUAUUCCUCCUAUUAUUACUCCAGCGCCAACGCCAACGCCAACAAAACCUACUAGUCAUAUUAGCAGUGAAUUACCAAUUACAAGCCUGCAACCUACACCGUCUUACAAAGCAUUCUUACCAAAUAGUGGAGGCAAUGUUAAAAGUAGUUGGUUUAAAGAUAUGGAGAUAUGG